This is a messenger RNA of Trichophyton rubrum CBS 118892, 330 nucleotides long. RefSeq lists its product as uncharacterized. The transcript has a single exon. Bases 1 to 330 code for a protein of 109 amino acids. The record is from RefSeq and is a predicted model, not a curated record. NCBI's taxonomy places the organism in Eukaryota, Fungi, Ascomycota, Eurotiomycetes, Onygenales, Arthrodermataceae.
AUGCGAGUACGGUCGUUAACUAGUCAAGGAGACCUUCUGGUUUGUGUAGUUUUGUCCCCGAUUUGCAACUACCUCAUUGUACAUCCACUCUCCCACAUCUGCGCGCUGGAUGGUGUAUCCUACAGCCGGCUUAUCAUCGGUUCCCACCCUGAGAGUCUUCCAUCCCUUUCCGGUGGCGAUGUUAUAAUCUCCCGUCAAGAGCGAAGGUCGAACCGACAUGACACCGCGGAACACUCGAGAAGUAGGCGUGGGAUCAGCAACAGCGCUGAAUAUAGCCUCCUCCAUCUUCAGUUUAUCUUUGUGGGGAACAGCGAGGAAAUAAUGGUAUAG